AUGUGCGACAACAUGGGGCUCUCGGAAAUUUCGAUCCACUCGGCGAAUGAAAAUGCGGCAAUUAGGGGAAACGUGAGCGCGACAACGUCCUGCGGCCAAAUCGGAGGCGCAAAUCAAUUGGUGCACCUUGCGAUCACCAAGAACGCGAAGAACCUACCCAUCUGGGCUGAUGGAACGCCGUUCGACUACAAUUACGCGGCCUUCAAUAAUUCGUGGAAAACGAGCUGUGCAGGAGCUGUGAUGGCCGCUAACGGCACGUGGACACCAACCGGCUGCGCAGGCGAUACAAAUACCUAUAUGGCCGCUUGUGUCUGCUUGAAAAGGCCGGCCAACUAUGCGGGG
Mesorhabditis spiculigera is the source of this 342-nucleotide messenger RNA. Lineage: Eukaryota; Metazoa; Nematoda; Chromadorea; Rhabditida; Rhabditidae. The record is from the annotation of a GenBank genome assembly.